AUUUGCGACAGCUGUGCGUGCUUUCUGGCAAAAGUAGGUUACAAAAAGGUGCGGGUGUUUGGAGACAGAUCGGAGGAACAACAGUCCUUUGAGGACGAUGUGAAAGACGAUUUUCUCAGGAAAGCAUGAGAGAGAAGAGAGAUGAAGUAUGAUGAAAGUCCUCUCCGGGUUAUAUAAUGGAAGGACUGGAAAAGGAGAGAGCCAUAUGCAGCUCUAGACCCUUCCCAUGGCUUAGUCACCCCAAAACAGAGGCCUCAACCCUGCUAUGGAAACUUAAAGACUGCUUCCCCACCAAUGAGACAACCUCCGCUCAUCACACAGAUAAAAACAAUUACAUGGACAGCAGAAAGGCCGUGUUGGAACUGAAAGAUGUCCCUCCUCCUCCACUCCAUACUUCCUCUUCCCAAUCAUCCCAGCCCUUCUCUCUGGCUACUCUCCCUAUGCCUCCUCCCUGCUUGCCUCCUCCUCAGCUUACACAUGACUCCCACCAACAACCGCCACCACCACCACAGCAGCAACAAGAGGGGACUAGCCCCAAAGUAAGCAUUUACACACACUGUGACUAUUGCAGCACAGAUGGCUACGGGUUAUUGGGUAGUGGAGGUGUUGUUGGUAGCAGUAGCAGCAUCGCUGGUGUUGUCUCACUCUAUAUGGCCCCAGGCUCUCUGGGAACACCCAUCAGCAGCAGCAGUAUUAGUAGGUCGGGCCCUUGCUCUGUAGCCUGCUCUGUAGCCUCAUCAUCUGUUCAUCAGUAUAAACAUCACAUGAGCUGUGGAAGUGGAGGUGACGUUCUUGGUCCUUUGCCCACUAUUGGUAGCAAACCCCAGCUGCCCUCUUCUGUUGCUACCUCUCAGCCUGUUUCAUCACACCCCUACCUCUCCUGCUGCUCAGGGCUUCUCCACACCUACCCAGCUGUACCUCUUCCAUACAGUCAACCCAGCCUGUUUCCCUCCUCAGCACCUCUGGCUUCCUCUCUCCCCUGUGUUUCCUCUUUACCCGCUCCCUUGCAUGGCUCUUGCCUGGCCCCUUCUGGCUUCUACACCUGUGGUGUGGACUGCUGCCCAUCAGCCAGAAGAUCCCAGAGAAGCACACUUGGUGAUCACCCAACCACCACCACUAUCACCACUACAACCACCUCAGCACAAUUCUGCUCUAAUCCUUUGCACCUAAAUGUAGAACGCACGGUUUGUGUGAAGGGAGCACACUACUGCCAGGAUUGCCUGUUGAAGCCCAUGAAUGGUCUGGCGUCAGAGUCGGACAAGGUGUGGCCCAAUGUUCCUAUUCCCCAGACUGCUCCUAUCCCUAUCCCAAUUUGCAAUGGCUGUGGCACCUCCUCGGAUGGCAUGAUGCUCAUGCCAUCGGCCAGCCUUGGCAAGACCGGCCAGAAGUAUGGUUCCCCAGAGAAUGGUGGUUCUGAGAACAUUCCUCCGGUGGGUGUCUUCUGGGACAUUGAGAACUGCAGUGUGCCCAGCGGUCGCUCUGCUGGAGCUGUGGUCCAGCGUAUUCGCAGCCAUUUCUUUCAGGGCCACCGUGAGGCAGAGUUCAUUUGCGUCUGUGAUAUCAGCAAAGAGAGUAAAGCUGUCAUCCAAGAGCUCAACAACUGCCAGGUUACUGUUGCACAUAUCAACGCCACAGCCAAGAAUGCUGCAGAUGACAAGCUUCGCCAGAGCCUACGACGCUUUGCUGAGACCCACACUGCACCUGCGACUGUUGUAUUAGUAUCCUCGGAUGUGAACUUUGCAAGUGAGCUGAGUGACCUGCGCCAUCGCCAUGGCUUCCAGGUAAUCCUGGUCCAUGGCAGCCAUACAUCUUCAGCCCUGCUGCAGCACGCCCACCGCCAUGUGGCCUUCCAGGAGAUCACAGCUGAUCUGCCACCACGUAUGCUUGUCAAAGCACAGCCCAGUUUCAACCUCCUCUAUGUGCACAACCUCCCUGUCAACUGUGACAAGAGCCUGCGGAACGCUGUGAAGCUCAGGCUGCGCCGCCUGUCAGACAACUGUGGUGGCAAGGUGCUGGGCAUGGCCCAGGGCACAGCAGUCCUCCGUUUUGGCAGCACUGAGGCAGCUGCGCGUGCCCGCAAGCGAAUGGAGAAUGAGGAUGUGUUUGGCCACCAAAUCAGCCUUUCCUUCUCCCCACGGCCCCGAGACGAUGCAAGUCCUGAGCUUGAGCUUCAGUCUCGGUCCCAUCACUUGCCUCAGACUCUGCCCCACACGUAUCAAAGCCAGGAUUCAAUGUUCGGCUCUCCCCCAUCCAUAUCCUCUUCCUUUCUGCACCUGGAGAAGCCCAGGUCACCCAGGAGGCAACGGCGAGCAACCCGCCCGUGCCAGGCCCCUGGCCCAGUGCCCGAAAGGCCCUACAGCCCCAGGAGAGGGUGCAGUGGGCCUCCCGGUGGUGCUCCAGCCAAGCCCCAUCAGGAGCUGGGUAGUUUGGAGGGCAAGACCAGAAUGGGCUUCCACCACCUGGAGAAAGGACGUGCCGCUUCCUCUUCCCCUCACCGUAAUGGUGAGACAGGAGCCCUGGAGCAGCUGUCCAAGUCUGGCCUUAGUGGAGAAUCUAUGUACAGAAGGAGACGAGAUGGCUCCUACCCUCGCAGUGUGACUGAAUCCCCUGUAGAACAAGGGGACAAGAGCUCAGGGGAGUUCCAGAUUAGCAUUCCCUCAGCUUUCAGCAAGUUGAACCUGCACAGGAGCUUCAGUCCCCUCAUCCUGUCCCAGGGCUCCUGGUCAUCCAGGAGUGUGUCGCCCUGCCUGUCCAGCCGGUCCUCACCCCUCCUGGCUGCCCCUCGUAGCAUGUGUCCGGAAGGUCCUCCUGAGCCUUUCUCAGAUGGGGCAGAGGUCCAAGUGGCCAACCUGGACUAUAGAAUGUCCCGCAAGGAUCUGCAGCAGACACUGCAUGACACCUUCUCCCGUUAUGGGCGGGUGAAAGCUGUGGAGCUUAGUCCCCACACUGACUAUCAGUUGAAGGCCACAAUCCAGAUGUUUUCCCUGCAGCAGGCCAUAAGUGCUGUCAGUGGCCUGCACCGUUAUAAGAUCGGAGGCAAGCGCAUUCAGGUGUCUCUGAUCACUGGUGGUAGCAGCAAAUCCCUUGUCAUGCUCAGCACAGAGAUCAUCAGCAUUCUUCAGGAUGCGCCUGCAAAUUGCCUUCCCCUCUUCAAGUUUACGGAGAUCUAUGAGAAGAAAUAUUCGCGUAAGCUUGUGGUUGGGGAUCUGUACAGGCUACCAGAGGUGGUGGCAGUGCGGGAACAGGGAGGCUCAAGACUUGUGUGCCUACUGUCCAGCAGCCAAAUACGUCAGAGUCCACUGGGAUCUUCCCAGUCCCAGGAGGGCUCCUCCUCUGCUAGCGGCAGCCCCGUAGUGUUUGAGGAGCUGGAGUACCAUGAACCUGUCUGCAGAGAGCACUACACACAGCAGGACUUCAGUGAGGCUGACUUUGACCCUGACUCCUAUACAAUACCUUUUGUUGUGAUGUCUCUGAGCACCUUAGCAUCUGAGGUCCACAGUCUGUUGCAGUCACAUGAGGGGACUCUUCCAUUACUCAGUUUUCCAGACUGCUAUGCAGCGAAAUUCAGCCCCCUGCAGCUGGGCAACGAGACACUGGAGGGUGGCAUUCCUCUGGAGCAUCUCAUUACAUGUGUUCCCAGUAUCACAAUAGUCACAGCUCAGAACGGCUUCAAAGUCAUCAAGUGGAUCCACAACAAACCACCAGCACCAAACUCUGAAACGUGGAUUCAGCGCUGCAAGAGUCCAGUUGGCAACCCACAGCUCAUCCAAUUCAGCCGAGAGAUUAUUGACCUGUUGAAGAGUCAGCCUUCUUGCAUUAUGCCGAUGAACAAGUUCAUACCAUCAUACCACCAUCACUUUGCCAAGCAGUGCCGUGUCUCUGACUAUGGCUACUCCAAGCUGCUGGAGCUUCUGGAGGCUGUGCCACAUGUCCUGCAGAUCUUGGGUAUGGGUACCAAGCGUUUACUGACCCUGACUCAUCGUGCUCAAGUGAAGCGCUUCACCCAAGACCUGCUCAAACUGCUUAAAUUUCAAGCCAGCAAACAAGUGGCAAUCAAGGACUUCAUGCAGGCGUACCAUUGGUGCUUCUCCAGAGACUGGAGGGUAAUCGAUUAUGGCAUAUGUGACUUGAUGGACCUGCUGAUAGAGAUCCCCGACACCACCAUCACUAUUACACAUCAGGACACGGACACCGUCAUCUCAGUUCCCAAGAGAGAGCGUACUGUAGAGGAAAUAGAGCGCACUAGGCAGUUUGGGAAGGAGGUGGUGGACCUUCUUCGUCACCAGCCUCACUGCCGAAUGGCCUUCAGCAAGUUCAUACCCACCUACCACCAUCACUUCGGUCGUCAGUGCAAACUCAGCUACUACGGCUUCACCAAGCUCAUGGAGCUCUUCGAGGCAAUCCCCAACAUACUGAUGGUGUUGGAGUGUGGUGAGGAGAAAGUGCUGACUCUGACAGAAGUGGAGCGUAUCAAGGCGUUGGCCGCUCAGCUGGUCAAGCUGCUUCGGGCUCAGAAAAACUCCAGUCUCCCUGUCUGCCAGCUGCUCACGGAGUACAGCAAGACCUUUGGUUAUGGUCUACGCCUGCAGGGCUAUGAUGCCAGCUCCCUGCCGGCUCUGCUUGCCAAACUCUGCCAUGUUGUCAAGGUGGUGGAUGGCUCGGGGGGUCGGGAAGUGCAGUUGAUCAAUAGGAAGUCUUUGCGCUCACUGACCUCCCAGCUACUGGCUCUGCUCAUGUCCCAAGAGGAGGAGCACGUCACCAGGGGUUUCAAAGUGGAUGAGCUGAGCCAGCAUUACCUGACUGUCCAUGGAGCCCCUCUCAACCCAUGUGAAUAUGGGUUCCUGUCCCUCAGCGAGUUACUCAAGAGCCUGCCCUACCUUGUGGAGUUGUACAGUGAAGAAAGCGAUGACAACAACAAAGCUGGCAACACUGCCAGUGGUGUUGAUGAGGAGUGGGUGAGGCUGACCAGGCUCUACCAGUUUGCCCGUAACGUACGCGGCCUGCUCCACACCUACCAUUACAACCAGAUCUUCCUGACGGAGUUCCAGGGGGCUUAUAACAAAUUUACAGGCUGCAGCCUUGAACCACGCUCCUACGGAUACACCAGCACUGAUGAGCUGCUCAGCGCCAUUCCACAGGUGGUCUGGAUCAAAGGGCAUGGUCACAAGAGGAUUAUCGUUUUGAAGAACGAUAUGAAAGGUGAAGCAAGGGCAAGCCCUUCAAUCCCCAACAGCCCCCAGCCAGAAGAGAACACGGCGAGCCCGAGAGACAGCCCGAUUAGCAACGCAACAUCUGGAACCCAGAGUCCAGGUGGCGAUUCAGCGGUAGAAUCGGAGCUGCUGUGUCUGACCUCAGCAGUAGACCUACUGUGUGGUCCUGUACCAUCCUGCCUACCGUCACCUCAGCUCCACCCUGUUCCCCUCCAGGAGACGGACCUGAUUCACUUUGAGGAGAAAAUUCCAACAGUGAGUGACGAACCUGAUGCUGCAGCGGUCGCUGACAGCACACCUGGGCUGCCUGGCAGCACAGACGACUCUGCAGUCCCCAAACCUCCGCCCCCCUCUGACAUGAAGACCCCUUUGUCCAUGGACAGUCCCAGCAGAAGAGCCACUCGCAGCAGAAUUAAGCUAGCUGCCAACUUCUCAUUCACAGCAGGUCUCUGAUCCCUUUCUCUCUCUCUCUCUCUCCACACACACACACACACACACACACACACACACACACACACACACACACACACACACACACACACACACACAGCAAUACUAGUUCACACAUAGUGUAACUCUAAAUACAAGAGUUUUAGCGGCUACACUGAACACACUACACAGAAGUGACCCUUGCUUUUCUUCUUGAUCAGUCAUCGGCCAUCUUUGUUUGCUUAUUUCACAAUCGGUGUGUUCUUUCCGAUGACGUUCACCAAGCUGUGAUUUUUCUUCUUGCAGAUUUUCUGCAGUUCUUUGAAUUGAAUUGCCAAAUUCAUCUACUGUAACGUGUGUUUGAUUUCAUCUCCAUAGAAGUUAAAUUAUAUUUCUGCAUCUUCAGGUCAGAGCCACGUUGUGUCAAAGAACACUCGCUGGCUUACAAUGAAUGCAGCGUCUAAAGAUGAGUUAGUUGUCACUGUAUACAUGUAUCUGGUAAUGGGAGAAAUGCUGGGGAUGAGUAACUAAGUUUUGUGUGUUAAAUCCAAGAAAUGUAGUUACCCACAUUCUCAGAUUAUACAACUGCCAAAUAACAGAUUUAUAGAGAUGUUUUGUUAUUGUACAAUAUUGAGAAACCUACACGUAUACGUCCUUGCUGUAUCCCUGAAAACAGAGCAUUUAAUUUUAUUACAUUCAAUAAUUUUUACGCUCCUUUUCAAAUUUUGGGAGAAUUUGCUUUGUAGGUAACCAUAGACCUGUCAACCAAACUGGCCGCUAAGCACCACACGGUUUCGUUCUUUCAGUCUUCUCAUGGGUAAAGUACUAAGGAAUUCUAAAGAGGUAGCUUCUCUUUUAGGUAUAUUCUUGUCUUUUGUCUCUGUUUAGUAACCCUCAGGACAGUAUUUUCAGUUCCUUUUUAUAUUAUGCAGAGUAUGUGGUAGUCCGUGAAAGAGUUUGGCCUAAAUGUGUGGUGUAUUUGAUGGCAAUUUAAUGGUGGGACUUAACAUUAGUGUUAACUUUUCAUAUCGUGGCUUUGUUAACGGAAGCCAACGGUCUUUGAACAGUUAAAGCAUCGAUGGCAAACUUUUGAUUGCUAUUGCGACAAGCACUGCUCUCAGGAAUUUUUUUAUUCUUGUUGUACUUUGACUUAAUUUAUUGCAAAGAUUUCGGCUCGUCUCUCCAGGGCCACGAAUGAAGGCCUGGAAGGGGGUGGCUCUUUAACACUCUUGCCAGAUGUGCGCUCCGGCAGCAGGAACGAAGAUGUAUACCGUACUUUAAUUGUUCGGCUUUCACCAGCAGCCGGUGUGUUGUGUUCUUUUUAGCUGUGUUUUGUCUGUGUGGUUUACACCGGAGUAGGUGGUGUGAAAUAUGCAUGGUGUGCAUAAAUGAGUUUAUGCAUGGUGUAAGCCCAGGAGGAACAGACAGGAACAGACAUUCUUGAAGAUCGGUCUUUUAUUUCCACCAUGUUUUAGGGGUCUUAGAGUUGGCGUCACCCUUGCAGUUGCCACAUUAAAUGCUCAGGGUUUUUAGAGUUAACCUUGUUGCUCGUAAGCACCGUGUCUGUAGUGAUGUCCACUGCCUGAGUUUGAAGAGUUGGAGGGGAGCAGUAAGCACUCCUGAGUUUUUGAUUUUUAAUGACAAGGUGAUUGGUUGUGAGUUUUUAGGGGAAAGAGAUGUGUCGGGGGAAGGGGUGGGGGGGGGGGCGGGGGGUGGUAGGCUGUUUGUGGAGCACCAUGGGGGCUCUGGGCAGCCUCCUGCACAGACUGUGACGUACACACAGAGGACCCUCUGCGGCUCUCUGGAAUCUGCCGGGCUUUUACAAUGGCUUGUAUUUGCCACGGUGCCAAAAGGAAUCGCCAUGGUAUCUCCCCAUCCCUCCCAUCUCACAUAGAGGAGUUUUUACUUACUGAUGUGUGUUGGUUUCUCCGUUUUCCCUCUGUCUCAAGUGUUUACAAGAUUGCUGGCUGCUGAAUUGCCAUCAAAUAAUGUCGGCUGCUGGGAAGUUUAGCACGACCGAGGCGCUGCUGAAGUCUAAGGGUUGUUGUGGUUUGUGUUCAGGGAAAAGGUUCAAAGAAUGGGUAAAAGCCCAUUUAAUCCGUUUCUGUCCCGUUUCAGUGUUUACCUCUUUAGCCAGUGUUGAUAAAUUUUUUUUUUUGUUCUUUGUCAGACUUGGUUUUGACUUGGUACGAGAGAUUCCACCUGCCAACUCUCCAAAAUCUGUCUGCAUGCCAAUCCGAAUGUUUUUAAUUAGGGCUGUUAGGGUUCAGGUCUCUCCUGCAAUGUUUUACUGACUAUCUGGACACCUCUUUGAUUAAGGAAUGAGCACCUCAAAAUAGUUAAUUAUUUAGAAUUGGUAAUGUUUAAAAAAAAAAAAAAUGGGCUAAAAAAAAUGCUCAGAUGAAAUGUCUAGAUUUAACUUUGGCAGUACGGAUGGAUAACUUUUUGUGACUUUGAGCAAAACCUAGCUCUCCCCUCAGAGUACUGCAGUGGCAACUAACUAACUCGUGAAUAUAUUUUACUCUAUAUUUCUCUCUCUGUUUUGGUUACAUCAGUGAGAAGCUAUUGUACCGGUCAAAAUAUGCACUUUUGCAUAGUUUUGGUUCAUGAAAUAAUGUGAAAUUCGGUAGUGAACUGGGAGGGGCUGAAACGUGUUUUUGUGUCUACCUCUUUCUGUUUAACUGUAUGUGACCUCAUCUUGCUUAUUCAGUUUCAUGUUGCACAACUGUUCUACGGUUAAAGAAAAGGUUUAAUUAACUCAAUAGUGUCCUUUUUAAUUAAACUGUGAUUUAUUUUUUGUUUACAACUUUGUCACUUAUGUGUUCACCCCCCCCCCCUCUGUCACACCGUUUUACUGCAUCACCACACCAGAAGUUGCUGUAACAGUUUAACGUUGUUGAAGGGACCAAAAAAAAAGAUUUCUGUUAUUAAAUUUCACAAGCAUCAA
Molecule: messenger RNA, 8586 nt
Organism: Perca fluviatilis (European perch)
Lineage: Eukaryota; Metazoa; Chordata; Actinopteri; Perciformes; Percidae
Product: meiosis regulator and mRNA stability factor 1
Exons: 27
Coding region: 177-5663 (1828 amino acids)
Biological process (GO): post-transcriptional gene silencing
Cellular component (GO): cytoplasm; peroxisome
Molecular function (GO): CCR4-NOT complex binding; mRNA base-pairing post-transcriptional repressor activity; RNA nuclease activity
Source: RefSeq, a predicted model, not a curated record